This is a messenger RNA of Dentiscutata erythropus, 1896 nucleotides long. NCBI's taxonomy places the organism in Eukaryota, Fungi, Glomeromycota, Glomeromycetes, Diversisporales, Gigasporaceae. The record is from the annotation of a GenBank genome assembly.
AUGACAACCGAUCAAAAGCACUCAUCUGAUAGUGCACCCAGCGAGCAGGAUGCUAGUAGACGUAUUGAGAAAAUAAUCCAGUUAUUUGGGCAAGAUGAGCAGAAUGCAGGAGCAUAUAGAGCACUUUCUGGAGAAAUUAGGGCACUCGAGAAAAAAAUAGAAGAUUAUUAUUCCUGGCAUAAAAACCUUAAAAAGGAAGUUAAUCGACUAGAAAAAUAUAUAGAAAAACGUAUAGACUGGUUAAAGGAUGACGUAGGCGAAUUACUUGCUAUGAGGCAUUGCAAUUGUAGCAAAGAAUCCAUAAAUAGUUCAUCUGAGUGUAGUUCAUCCGAGUCCAGUUCAUCUGAGUCAAGUUCUUCUGAAGAAACUAUUACAAUAGUGGAGGAAUUCGAGGAAUCCGAUUCAGAUUAUACACUAUGCAAAGGAUCUAUUGGCCCCAAAAAGAAGAUUCACAAAGUGAACUCAGGAAAAGAUCUUAAAAAAUAUUGCAGUAUAAAUAAUAUAUGGAAAGAUGAAGUGAUUCGAGAAAUUCGCAGAAGAUUAAUAGUAGAUUGUACAUUCACUUGUGCUAAAAUAUCUGUUAAGGCAUUGAUUGUCUCUAAAUCCAAGCAUAAUAGUAUCAGUAAAUCUCUUGCUAAAAAAAUAGAUUUAUAUAUUUCUAGAGAAUUUGGUUCAAGAUAUCCCGCAGUAGUAGAACUUGGCAUUAACACAACAAAUGCUGGCAAGAAAGUGAUGGUAAGAGGGUGGGUUCAUAGAGAAAAUGUUUCUGUUUCUUUGCCAAAUAUAUUUGAUGGGUUAAAACCCCCUUCAUAUUUGGGAACGGAUACAGCAACUUUUGUAGUUGUUGACAAGCCUGAAUAUGAUUUGGUUUUAGAGAAAAGACUUUAUUACGUAAGAAAUGAUAUUGAUAUACUAUCUCCUUCGUUAUAUACAUUCUAUGAAUUAGUAUUUCCUAGUUUUACUGAGAUUAAUUCGGAUGGGGAAGUUAUAAUAACCAAGUUUAAACGUGAAUUCGAUGGUCUAAGUGAAUAUUAUGAUUCGGAUUAUACUGAAACAGAAUCAUCUAACGAUUCUUCUGAUAUUGAAACUGAAUCGGGGGAUGAAGUUACCUAUAAUAAUAAUCUUCCUCCUCCGAUGAUUAUGGACUCACCUGAUAGCCCGAAUAAUUUUAUUAGCACAUUUAGUGAUUUUCUUAAACAGAAUGGUGGUGCUAAUAAUAAUUUUAUUUCUGCAUUUCUCAAUCAGGAAUUAGCACAAUACUCUUUGGCCGAGCAAUGGUACUCUACCGAUCUAACUAAUCCAACACUCUGGAAUGACAAUGUAGUUAUGGAAAAGGGUCCUGACAGACCAAGCGACAUGUAUUAUUAUCCGUCAUCUAAGAACGCGGAUAUGGAAAUAGAAAAUCCUACAACUUCAGAAAUGGUAUUCGUUAAAAUACAUGACAAAAUAGUUCAGGCUGAAAAAAUUCUUGAAGAAAAAACACGUGAAGUGUCCUGCGCAGAAUAUGAAGUUCUCGAUUCUUACUAUCUUCUCGGGGAAGUAUUAGUGAAAAAACUAGCUGAAUUUGAAACUAACCACCCUCUUCAAACCGCUCGAACUUUGCUUAAUCAAGAAAUUAAACGUCAAUUUCCCUCCGACAUGUCUCGUAACGUCUUUAACAAGAAGAAACGCUCAGCUAUGAAUAUUUACAAGAUAUUCAGCACGGAAGGUUUAGGAAGAGACAAUAUCAAGCGAAUUAGAAAUUUUAAACCAUCAACCUUUGGAAGAUUUAGCGAUAAAAUAAUGAAGGUCAUUCAAGAAAGAGUUAGAACUACUUUUUUUAAAUCAAAUGGGCUUGAAGAUCAAUUAGAAAAUUUAGAUCUAGAUGAGGGAAGAGAACCAAUGUUAACUGAUUAA